Messenger RNA from Peromyscus leucopus (white-footed mouse), 3159 nucleotides. RefSeq names its product testis expressed 38 (gene Tex38). Lineage: Eukaryota; Metazoa; Chordata; Mammalia; Rodentia; Cricetidae. The record is from RefSeq and is a predicted model, not a curated record. The coding region runs from base 2373 to 3014 and encodes 213 amino acids. The transcript has 4 exons.
UUGAACUCACAGAGAUCCGCCUGGCUCUGCCUCCCGAGUGCUGGGAUUAAAAGCGAGCACCACCAAUGCCCAGUUCCUGGCAUGUAACUGAACUACUCUCAGAGAUACUAGUAAUUGUCCUUGACAAAUCUUUAUUCAGGCUCUUUUUUCAUCCUUAGAAUGUGUCAUCCUCCUCCCCAACUAAAAUGCCACCAUCUUCACCUGUUGAACAUCAUCUCCAUCUCACCUGCUGCCAGCAUGAGUAUACCCUAUGUGAGGGCAGUCCCAUGGAAGUCCUUAUCUGGGCCCCAGUUGAUAGGAACCUCUCCUGAGGCAGGAACAGCCUCCAAACUGUUCAGUGCAGCCUGUCAUUAGACGUCAGACUCCCAAGGCUGGAACAACGCAGUGGGUGAUUUUGAAAGUCUCACUUUGCUCCCCUGUACCUGGCUCAGAAUUCCUGGGUCAGGAUUCUUGCACGUGUUGUUUCCUCUGCCCAAAUACUGCCUCCUCAUCAUCCACAACUCAGUUCAAAUCUCAGCACUUCAGAGAUAACUCUCUUAAAAAAAUUAUGUGUGUUGAGGUUGGGGGAGGCAAUUGUACGGCAGUGAGAAGACAGUCUGUGGAGUAGGUUCUCUCCUUCCUUCUUUCUGUGGGUUCCAGGGAUCCAAUGCAGUCACCAGGCUCACAUGGCAAGUGCCUUUAACCCGCUGAGCCAUAUCCCCCUCACCCCUUUAGAGUCUAUAUUUACUCUACUUCACCCUGUUAUCUCACGCUACCUUUUACAGAAGUUAUCAUUAUCUAACGCUUUAGGUCUGUGGUGGUUUGAGGGAGAAAUGUCUCCCAUAGACUCAGGUAUUUGAACACUUACUUGGUUCCCUGUUGGGGGAGGCUGUGAACCUUUAGGAGGUGGAGCCUUGCUGGUAGACAUAUGUCACAGGGGCAGGCUUUGAGAGUUCGUAGGCUUGCCUCACUUCCGGUUAUUGCUUUCUGUUCCUGCAUAUGGAUAAGGAUGUGAUCUCUCAGCUUCUUGCCCCAUCCACCUGCUACCAUGCCUCCCCUGUCAUUACAGACCCUCUUUCUGGAACUGUAAGACAAAAAGAUUCUUGUUCUAAAAAUUGCCUCAGUCAUGGAUUUUUUAAUUUUUUUUUGUCAUAGCAACAGAAAAGUAACUAAUGCAAGCACCGUAUUUUCAUAAAUCCAUGGAGUUUACAUUUUAGUAGAAAAAGAUAAGUGACAGUGCUUGUAUGUAGAAAGAACAAAGGGAGAUGAGGUGCACAAAUAGGGAGAUUGCCCAAGCAAGAGAUCUGUGUGAGACGAGGGGCUGAUUUAUCUGGAGACUUGCAGGAACUGACUAGCUCAGGGGAACAGCAAAUGCAAACGUGAUUUUACUGUUGUGAAACAGUGAGAGGUUGUCCCAGUGGGUCAGGGGACAGAGGUAGAGAUGGCACUGAGUUGGGUGGUUAAACUGAUCAGGGCUUUGGAGACUGUGGUUAAGAACUGGCUUUUAAGCUGAGUGAGAUGGAAUGUUGCCAUAGGCUUUGAGCAGAGGAGUACAUGACCUACUCUUCAAAGGAUCGUCCCGACUGCUGGAAUUUGCUCCAAAAUGUGGAGCAAAAAUGGAAACUUCCAAGGAUGUGGAUAAGUCCACCCAGGAGGGAAUGGAGAUAGAAUGCUAAAGACUAAGCCCUGAAGCAUGCUAACAGUUAGAGACCAGGAGAAAGGAAAACACCAACAAAGGAGGAGCAAAAACUGGGCAAUAAGGCGGAGCCAAGGAAAAAGGCAUUCUGGGAAGAACUCUGUAAAAUAGUGCCUGCUCUGGUUUGAAUCUGAAAUGUCCUCAACCAGCUCAUGUUUUGGGGACACUUGGCCCCCAGCUGGUGGCACUAUUUUGGGAGGCUGUGGAAACUGUGAAGAGGUUGGGCAGAAGAAGAUCACAAGGGGCAGGACUUUGAAGGUUAUGGCUCAGAGCUUGCCUCUGGCUCUGCACUCAGCUUCCUGUUUGCUGAAGUAUGAGCAGUGGUCUUCUGCCACAUAUUCCUCUGAGGCUAUGGUGUCCUGCCCACCCACAUGGGACCAAGCAACUAUGGCCUGAACCCUCUGAACCAGGAGCUAAAUGAAACCUUUCCUCUUUACACUGUUUCUGUCUGGUAUUUAGGUCAUAAAAACAAAAGUAACCAAAUGUGUCUCAAGGCACAAUGGGGGACUAUAAAAGGAGUAAAACUAAAAGGACUACUCCACAAACAUGGCCCCUGGAAUGCCCAGUGGACAGAACCUGGUGACCUUUCCUUUAGAGAACAAUGAGGCCUGGGCCUUCUGAGGACUCCUAUUGGUGGAGAGAUGUGAAUUUCCUCUCCCCAGAGCGACAGGCUGGGUGCCAAGGCUGACUGACCUCUAUGGAUUCUCAGAAGGAGGACCUGAGCCUUCCUGGCAUGUGGAUCUCCUUGUGCAUUGGAUUCCUGGGGCUGUGUUCCUCGCUAAUAGGCAGCUGCAUUCUCUUUCUGCACUGGAAGAAGAACUUGCAGAGAGAAGAACAUGCCCAGCAGUGGGUGGAAGUGAUGAGAGCUGCCAUGUUCGCCUACAGCCCACUGUUGUACUGGAUAAACAAGCGCUGUCACCAUGGCAUGAACGCAGCCAUCAACACUGGCCCUCCCCCUGCUGUCACCAAGACGGGGACCCAAGUUCAGAAUCCAGAUUCUUUGUGGGAGCUGAAUCUCUCUGAAGGCGGAAACUAUGUUGUGCGAGACAGCAGUCCCAGGGGAGAAGCCUCCAGUCCCUCGAAACAUGUUCUGGUGGUCCCCAAACAGCCCCGGUCUUCAACAAUGCCACAGCCUUGGACUGACUCCUCACCCCCAAUUCCCAUUUUUCAGGAGGUGCCCUUUGCCUUGUCCCUCUGCAACCUACCUCCCAUGCUGAACCACUCUGUCUCCUACCCUUUGGCCAACUGCCCUGAAAAGAAUGUUCAUUUCUCUUCCCUCCCCAAACUGGCCCACGGAACAAACUGCUUUAAUGCCAAGCCCUUUGCUUCUGAACUGUAGUCUCCUCUCAUUGAGGGAGGGAGCUGCAGGUACCAAGGCUCCUUUUGGUGGAAAACAGAGAUACCCUCAAGGAGUUGGUUAUUGACAAGGCUAGAGCUAUCUGGACAUUACAUCAUGAAAGAUUAAAAAAAAGGGUCUAAGUCUC